This is a messenger RNA of Vicia villosa (hairy vetch), 1342 nucleotides long. RefSeq lists its product as uncharacterized. The coding region runs from base 147 to 1187 and encodes 346 amino acids. The transcript is spliced from 11 exons. The record is from RefSeq and is a predicted model, not a curated record. Lineage: Eukaryota; Viridiplantae; Streptophyta; Magnoliopsida; Fabales; Fabaceae.
UGUCUAUCUAAUGUCAAUAAAACUCAUAAAAUUAGAGAAAUUAGGGUUACAAACAUUUUUUCUUUGAAAGUUCAUUUUUGUGAGAGUAAAAUUCCUCUCUCAAUUCUUAAGGGUGUCAAGAGGGAUUUGAAAAGUUUCACUUCAAGAUGGAGGACAAUGAUAGUACUCAAAAGUUUUCCAUCACAGAUGAAGAUGGUUCUGUUUCAAUUGGAGUUGGCCAAGACAUUCGUCCAAGUGAAAAAAUUAAAGACAUUGAUAGAGAAAUAAAGAUUUCAAAAGAAAUUAAUCCAAAUGAGUAUGCUAUAGUUAAAGGAAAGAAGAAUUCAAAUGAUGUCAAUUCAAACGAGUACGACAUAACUGAAGAAGAAAAGAAUUUUAAAGAAGUCAAUCUAAACUUAAGGAAGAUGGAAGAUGAAGAUGGUUUUGUUUCAAUUGGAGUUGGCCAAGAUAUUACUCCAAGUGAAAAAACCAAAGACAUUGAUAGAAAAAUAAAGAUUUCAAAAGAAAUUAACCCAAAUGAGUAUGCUAUAGCUGAAGAAAAGAAGAAUCCAAACGAAGUCAAUUCAAACGAGUACAACUUAACAAAAGAAGAAAAGAAUUUAAAAGAAGUCAAUAUAAAGGGGUAUGACAUCGAUAAAGAAAAGAAGGCUAUGAUAGAGCCUAGCAAAUUUAUAGGGCGCAACAUCUACAAAGAAUUUGAAGGAGUUAAAUCUUUUGGAACUGUUACCACCUACAUGACUUUCGCCAAAUUGUUUGAAGUUGUAUACAAAAAUGAUAAUCGCAUGGAGUAUUUGGAUCAUGAUGAUAUUUUGAACCAUUUGGUAAAAAAGGAUAAGACAUACGAGAUUCAACUAGUAGAAUCCUCCAGCAAUAAAACUGAAAUGGAAGAAGUUAGAGAUGGAUCCACUUCUAAAAGGAAGAUGGAAGAUAGUUCAAUAAAUAAGGGUAAAAGCUCAAGCAAGAAGGAAAAAAUAUCAAGUUCAUACUAUGCUCAGAAUUUUAGAGAAAAUGAAUACGAAGAAGAAAUCUAUGAGCCUUACCAUUUCACAAGACAUAUAUGCAAAGAAUAUAUAAUCCGAUUGCAGAUUUUGCGCAGUAUGGAAAAAUAUGAGUAUUUUUUGCCAACACCAAGUACAAGUGAUUCAAAUGAUGACACUGGAGAAGCAUCAGCUUCUGAAACCAAAUAAAGAACUGCAUAUAGUAGACCAAAAGUAUGAAGAGAAAUGUCCACCAAAGGAGAAUAUAGUUAGCUUUGAGAAAAGCCCUUGAAUUUCAAAAACUACUUUAUGAUAUUUGCAAAACUACCGUAUUUUCAAAAUGAUUAUAGAAGUGUGUUAAACUU